AUGGCUGCCCGUAGGUUCCGACAAGCCGUGGCAGACGUGAAGAGGCCUUCGCACACGGAUGCAUUCCUGCUGCGCUGGCUACGGGCGCGGGACUUUGACGUUGCCAAGGCCGAGCGCAUGUACCGCCACGACCUCGAGUGGCGGAUAGAAAACGCCGUCGACGACAUGCUGCAACGCUACGAGAUACCGGAAAUUGUGAAGGAUAACUUUCCCGGAGUGAUCUUGCACCCGUGCAAGGACGGCCGACCCAUGUGGUUGAUUCCAGCCGGGCUGGACAUAAAAGCAUUCGUAGCCGCACUGACGCCAGCCAAGGUGCAGCGGCACUGCGUCUACUUGCUGGAGUACAUGGAAUCGCUGAAGCGCUCGUCCAAAAGGGAGGCGGGCCAAGAAUUGGAAAAUCAGUACCUUGUCAUUGACUUCGACAAGUUCAGCCUCCGUCAAGUUUAUAGCUGGCAGGCGAUAAAAGCGAUCACGGACAUGCUGAAAAUGAUGGAGGACCACUUUCCAGAGUGCCUGGAGAAGUGCAUCUGCAUUAACGCUCCCAACUUCUUCCCCGUCCUGUGGAAACUGGUUCGCCCCUUCAUGACCCACCGGACGGCCGACAAAGUGAAAGUCUACGGCAAGGACGGCUGGAAAAACGUUCUCCUUGACAUCGUGGACGCUGAGCAGCUUCCGGCUCAUUGGGGUGGAAACAUGGUGGGACCCGGCAACGACCCAAGAUGUAGGCACAUGGUGAACCACGGGGGCCGCUUCGAGGAGGGAGCGGCGCCCUCCGUGUUCAAGGAUGACGGCGCCCAGUUGAGGAACAUCGGUCGUCGCGACCGGUGGCAACUGCCUGUGAGCGUGGCCGAGGCGGGUGUGCGAAUCAGCUGGCGCUUCCAGACGUCCUCCGGUGACCUAGCCUUUGGUCUGCGCAGCGAGGCUGGAGAGACCCUGGUUCCCCUGCGACGCGUCGAGGCCUGCAGCGAGGAGCCUCAGGAGGGAUGCUGGCAGUGCGACACGCCGGGCACAUAUAUCCUCGAGUUUGACAACAGCUACAGCUGGCUGAAUGGCAAGACGCUGGCCUAUGUCGUAAACACACACGCGGUCAACGGGGACUCUUGACCCUCAACCUCCAAGGAUGUGUUUGUGACCUAGGACAAUCUACGACGUCAAAAUUCCGGGUCUUGCAUCUAUCGUGACGUCAUCCACAGGCUGUCGACGGCAAGACACCGCGUAACGUGCACUAGCAGCACAGAAAGCCGGGCCGAUGUCGACACAACGUUGGACCUCAUUGGCCGCGCGUUAGGCAACGUUGGUCCCACAAUGCACCUGUUUAGAGUGCUAUACUCGGGUGAAUGGCAGCUGGGUAAUAAAAAAAUUCUUGUCU
Molecule: messenger RNA, 1369 nt
Organism: Dermacentor silvarum
Lineage: Eukaryota; Metazoa; Arthropoda; Arachnida; Ixodida; Ixodidae
Product: SEC14-like protein 2
Exons: 12
Coding region: 1-1104 (367 amino acids)
Cellular component (GO): cytoplasm
Source: RefSeq, a predicted model, not a curated record